AUGUCGCUCUCCAAGUCCUUCAAAGCCAAAAUAAAGAAACUCCUCAAUAACGAUCGUCGUGUUUCGACCAGCUCGCUGCCUAAGACUUUCAAAGCUGCCGUCAUCAAAUCUGCUGGUGGUGACUUUGAAAUCAUUGAAAAGCCUCUAGAGGCACCCAAAGCAGGUACUAUCCUCGUCAAAGUUCUCGCGUGUGGUGUAUGUGCUAGCGAUGCUAUGGUCAAGUAUGGAAUGGCAGCACUUCCCCGAGUAGCUGGCCAUGAAAUUAUUGGCGACGUCGUUUCAGUGCCUGCUGGCGAAACUCGUUGGAAAGUUGGAGAUCGUGUUGGCUCUGGAUGGCAUGGUGGGCACUGUCAUGAGUGCGGCUCGUGCAAGGAGGGCGACUUCAUCACUUGUUCGAAAGAAGCUAUCAACGGUGUCUCCCAGGACGGUGGCUACGCUGAAUACGUUACUCUUCGUACCGAGGCUGUCCUUCCUAUAUCCAAAGAUCUUGACCCUGCUGAAGCUGCCCCCCUCCUCUGCGCUGGUAUCACUACCUUUAACGCACUCCGCCAUGUCCCCGACCUCAAAAAGGGCGAUCUCGUCGCCGUUUUAGGUCUCGGUGGUCUAGGCCAUCUCGGCAUUCAGUAUGCUAAACAGAUGGGCUUCAAGGUUGUCGCGCUAUCCCAGUCCGACGCUAAGAAGGAUUUGGCCACUAAGCUCGGUGCCGAUAUUUACCUCGACGGAUCAAAGGUGAACCAGGUCGAAGAACUUAUGAAACUCGGCGGAGCCAAGGUUAUUCUCGCAACUGCUCCUCAGGGUGAUGCUAUUACAACUCUUCUCGGGGGGCUCAAAGUCGGAGGCACCAUGCUUACUGUUGCCAUUGCUGACCUUGAACUGAGCACCGUUGCUCUCAUCGGUAAACGCGCUACUGUCAAAGGUUGGCCCUCGGGUCAUGCCAAGGACAGCGAGGAGGCAGUUGCAUUUGCUAAGAAGCAUAACAUAAAAGCAAUGGUUGAGAAGUUCUCUCUGGCACAAGCCAACGAGGCAUUCGGCAAGAUGCAGAGUGGUCAGGUCAAAUUCCGUGCUGUCAUCACCCCUUGA
Molecule: messenger RNA, 1080 nt
Organism: Lentinula edodes (shiitake mushroom)
Lineage: Eukaryota; Fungi; Basidiomycota; Agaricomycetes; Agaricales; Omphalotaceae
Product: GroES-like protein
Exons: 7
Coding region: 1-1080 (359 amino acids)
Molecular function (GO): oxidoreductase activity
Source: RefSeq, a predicted model, not a curated record